AUGACCAGUACCACGACUGCAACCACGACAACUGCGGCGACAACGACCACAACCACGACGACCACGACCACGACGACUAGCACUGGGACUACGACAACGACUUCUCCGACAACAACGACAACCACGACGGCAACUUCUAUGUUCAUUACCCCACCCAACUACAGCUCACUGGCAUCAACCUACUAUGUUGCUUCCGCGGCGAGUUCACCAGCGGCUGGGACACUAUGCGCAAGUGCGAACGUCGCUUCCACGAUACCCUCGUAUCCAAUUCGGGCUGGAGCAUACAACUUCAGAAAAGUCGCACUUUCAAGUAAUCCCCUCGUGGUCUACGAAAUUUCCUGUUUCAUGUCGCCUCUCGCUGGUACUGUUACUUCAAGCACCAACUUUGUCAAUUCUCUUGAAUACUGCAUGGAUCUUUGCACUACAGCGAAUGCCAACUCGGCGGGCAGCUGCACACUUGUCCAGUGGGAGACAAACAACAACAACAAAUGUUCGCUAUAUACUUCGCAGAAGGCUUGCAACAGUGGUGUGGCAGGCGCUAGUUGUUUCCCGAACGAUAUCGUGCUCAAUGGCGUCCGGUCUGCCAGACUGCUCACCCCAACCGCUCCAAACGUUACAGAUGCCACAUUCCUGCAAGCACCAUCUAGCCUGUACAAUCUGGACCUCUGUGGCGGAACAAGCCUCAACUACUACGAUAGAGCAUUUAUCGGUCAUGUCCACUCGGAUAAUACAAUCCGCAUUGGUCUCGCGGACGUUUGGUUGCUGACCUGCCUGGGCUACUCGUACUAUAGCGUUGGUGGCGUAACAAGUGCGAGCUUGUUGAACACUGCGACCGUUGCGGCAAACGUGGGCAUGUCACUGCCGACCACGGCAGACGACUGCAUGCGAGUUUGCGCCUUUUAUAACGAUAAAAACUCGGACAAUGCGUGUCGCAUGUGGCACUUCCUGAACGACAACUCGUGCAAUCUCUACAGCAGCCGCGGCAAUAUUGCAAACGGCGCAAGUCCGACCUUUGUCAGCGCCAACAUCGUCGCCGCAGGUCUUUAUCGCGGCAGCACCGGCAACAUGUAUCCGGCCCUCAGCUACAAGCGCUCCUUGCCGCCGAGCGAAGGCUAUGGUCGUCACCACGCAAGAGAUACGCUUGCCGAAGUCGACGGGAUUGCAGCCGAAUACAUCGUCCCCUUCUACAAGCCCAAGGCUGCCAAGCGCCCAAAGAAUUGA
Messenger RNA from Exophiala spinifera, 1221 nucleotides. RefSeq lists its product as uncharacterized. The record is from RefSeq and is a predicted model, not a curated record. The transcript has a single exon. Bases 1 to 1221 code for a protein of 406 amino acids. Lineage: Eukaryota; Fungi; Ascomycota; Eurotiomycetes; Chaetothyriales; Herpotrichiellaceae.